Messenger RNA from Emys orbicularis (European pond turtle), 1262 nucleotides. RefSeq names its product RAD51 paralog B (gene RAD51B). The transcript is spliced from 11 exons. Gene Ontology annotation, cellular component: replication fork; Rad51B-Rad51C-Rad51D-XRCC2 complex. Gene Ontology annotation, molecular function: single-stranded DNA binding; ATP binding; double-stranded DNA binding. The record is from RefSeq and is a predicted model, not a curated record. The coding region runs from base 54 to 1262 and encodes 402 amino acids. Gene Ontology annotation, biological process: double-strand break repair via homologous recombination. NCBI's taxonomy places the organism in Eukaryota, Metazoa, Chordata, Testudines, Emydidae.
ACCUCUUGCUCGGGGAAGUGGGAGACUUUGAAAAAGUUGCCAGAUGUGGGAACAUGGCCACUAAGAAAUUAAGAAGAGCAGGGUUAUCUCAGGAACUUUGUGACAGGCUGAGUCGGCAUCAGAUCACUACCUGUCGGGACUUUCUGUGUCUUUCACUCUUGGAGUUAAUGAAAGUGACCGGGCAAAGUUAUUGGAAUGUACAGAAACUUCUUUGCAAAGUCAGCUUAGCUUGUGCUCCCAAAAUGCAGACUGCUUAUGAGAUGAAAAUGAAAAGGGCUAUCAAUCCAUCCUCAGCCUUCUUCUCCACUACCCUAGAUGGUUUGGAUAAAGCCCUGCAUGGUGGAGUGGCCUGUGGAUCCCUCACAGAGGUAACUGGCCCAUCGGGUUGUGGCAAAACUCAGUUUUGUCUUAUGAUGAGUGUACUGGCUACUCUGCCUAUCAGCUUGGGAGGACUAGAUGGGGCUGUCAUAUACAUUGACACAGAGUCUGCAUUUGGUGCUGAAAGGUUGGUUGAGAUAGCAGAACACCGUUUCCCUAAUUAUUUUGGCACAGAAGAAAAGUUGUUUUCAAUGACCCGUAGCAUUCAUCUCUAUCGGGAGCUCACCUGUGACAGUGUGCUGAAAAGGAUUGAGACUUUGGAAGAAGAAAUCAUUUCUAAGAAGGUUAAGCUUGUAAUAAUUGACUCUGUUGCUUCAGUGGUCAGAAAGGAGUUUGAUAUGAAACUUCAAGGAAACUUGAUGGAGAGAAGUAACUUUCUGGCUAGAGAAGCAUCGUUAUUGAAGUACUUGGCUGAGGAAUUUUCAAUACCAGUUAUCUUGACAAAUCAGAUUACCACACGGCUGAGCAAUGGCCUUGAUAUCCAGGCAGACCUGGUGUCUCCAGCUGAUGACUUGUCCCUGUCUGAAGUUUCAGGAGCCUCUGGGAGCAAGGACAGGGAACCUGGCUAUGUGACAGCAGCACUGGGGAACACAUGGAGUCACAGCGUCAACACCAGGCUCAUACUACAGUAUCAUGACUUGCACACAAGACAGGUCCUGGUUGCUAAAUCUCCCGUUGCUCCAUUCUCAGCUUUUUUCUACACCAUUGAAAAUUCUGGUCUGGUUCUUCAAGCAUUAGCUUGGAAACAAGAUCUGUCUAUCUCUCUGAGUGUUCAUGCAAAGUUCUUGCUUGCUCUUCACCUGACAUCAUCAUUGUCUGCUUCUGAUAUUUGGUAUCUGGCUUUGGAGAUGAGUGUGAUGGCACAAGCUCAGGAUGACGAAUAA